AUGAUAACGCCCCCGGUGAUCGAUCGUAUUAGAAGAAACGAGCAAACCGAGCAAAUCGGGCACAACAAGGGCAAAUACUAUGAUGAGUGUUGCCUUGUCAGCGUCACUGCUGCCAGUCAGGUGGUUUCGGUGACCCAAUUUCAGACCUCAACGUGCGCCGAUCGUCAGGCCCCGGGCAUGAUUUGUUCGAGCUGCAACACGGUGGCCGUCUGUGUGAAAGUCGGCUCCCUUUGGGAGAUGAUCUGGGUCGAACAGUGUAAUCCGGACGAGGGACUGUUCUGCAACGAGUUCGAAGGCGGAUGCUCCACAAGCCCGGGUUCCUGCAAUCCCGGUGGCAGUGGAAUCUUCGAGUGCAACACACCGGGCGUGUUUCCUGAUCCGCAUAACUGCCGCCUGUACCAUAUGUGCUUCAUGAACGGUAACAGUCCGGUAGCGAUCAGCAUGGACUGCGGUGCGGGUGCCUUUUCUCCGACGACCGGUGACUGCUCGCUGCUAGCGAACGACACUAUUUGUCUGUCACCGCAGUUCACCUGCAACUUUGCCGGCCAGAUGGCGGCGUGGCCCGGAAACAGCAACAUCUACUAUAUCUGCGCCGCGGACACGAUCAAUGGUAAUCGCAUAUUCCGGCCGCGUAUGUACCGGUGUCCGGCUAAUCAAGUGUUCCAGGAUGGCCAGUGUGUGCAGCGCGACGUGUCCAACAUGCCACCGGGCACGAUUGUGCCGUACGAAUGCCAACGUCCGGGACUAUUUGCGGAUCCCUCCAAUUGUCGGUACUAUUACAGCUGCAACACCGAUCUCGUUGGCGAGCACUUGCAAUGCCCAGACGGCACUUAUUUCGAGUCGAAUCUACUAACCUGUGUACUGGGUGUGUGCUAA
This is a messenger RNA of Anopheles coustani, 876 nucleotides long. RefSeq lists its product as uncharacterized. Bases 1 to 876 code for a protein of 291 amino acids. Gene Ontology annotation, molecular function: chitin binding. The transcript has 2 exons. NCBI's taxonomy places the organism in Eukaryota, Metazoa, Arthropoda, Insecta, Diptera, Culicidae. Gene Ontology annotation, cellular component: extracellular region. The record is from RefSeq and is a predicted model, not a curated record.